Messenger RNA from Geodia barretti, 408 nucleotides. The record is from the annotation of a GenBank genome assembly. NCBI's taxonomy places the organism in Eukaryota, Metazoa, Porifera, Demospongiae, Tetractinellida, Geodiidae.
CAGACUGCUCGGGAACGCUCACCUAUAUCCCAAGUAAAUGCUGAUGGAAGGAACUGGAGAGAGAUAGACCCAGCUGCUGAUUCAGAGCCAGCUCCUCUUCCUUUCGCUGAGCCCACUGGACAACAACUUCCAGCAAUGUCAAGUCAGACUCCAGCAGAUUUCUUUCACCUGAUGUUCACUGAUGACCUACUUGACAUGAUUAUCGAAGAAACCAACAGAUAUGCACAGGCACGAAUUGAGACCUUAGAAGAAGAAGGGCAGUUAGGUCCCCGCAGCAGGUUCAACAAAUGGAGACCCCUGACAAGAAGCGAGCUGUGGGGCUUCCUAGCCAUAAUUCUCAAUAUGGGGAUCAUCCACCUACCCGACAUUGAGAGUUACUGGAAGACCUCAUGGGUGUGUCAGGUCCCU